UCUUGUUCUGAAAAAACGUACUAACAAAUAUGUUUUCAUCAUCAAUGGGUUGUGGUUUGAUAAGAUGGGUGAGUUUAGGUGAGGUAAUGAUAGUAAUUUGUGUGGGUAUGAUUAUUGUUGGGGCAAAUGGGCAAAUAAACACCCCUUGUACCAAUUCAAUAGUGAGCAGCUUCACCCCUUGCUUCAACUACAUCACGGGAAGCGGUGCCAAUGGGUCUUCUUCGCCCACUCAAGACUGCUGCGAUUCACUCAAGUCUAUGAUGACUAACAUGAUAGACUGUGCCUGCCUUAUAAUCACCGGAAAUGUCCCUCUUUCUAUACCAUUUGUCAGAACUUUGGUUCUUUCACUCCCUCUCCAACAAUGCACUUCUGGUGUCCCCGUCCAGUGCAAAGGUUCAGGCGCCCCUCUAUCAGCCCCUGCAGGUUCGGGGGUGUCGACGCCUGCUUAUUCGCCUCAACCUCAUCAUCACCAUCAUCAUCGUCCUGCUCGUCCUCCUCGACCCCAACCUCCUGCGCUUGCUCCCCAAAGCUCAAGAGUUUCGAAAAACUCCGUGGCACCAUCACUAGCAGUUGAGGCUCCUGCUCCGGCUCCUACGGAAACAGUAACACCACCACCACUACCACCACCAGCGGAUGAAGAACCUAACAAAAAGUCUUCAGCGGAAGCAUCUAAGGAAAAGGGGACACCUCCACCAAUGGCUGCACCACUACUCCCCAAUCCCCAAAAAGUUCCACUACUUAACCCCUCAAAAACAACACCUUAUCAACCUAAUUCAUCUCCCAUUUCACCUUCAUCCCACUCUCUUUUGCCGCUAUUGCUUUUUGUACCACUAUUCCUAAUCUUCCUUUAAUUUCUCAAUCAUUAAUUCCUAGCUUAAUUAUUUCCAUUUCCAACAAUUUAUUAUUAUAUAUGUGCGUUGUACUUGUACGUGCAUGUCAUUAUAAUGUAGUAUAUGUAAUCAAACGUAAGACUCCUCAGUAGCUCUAGCUAGCUAGUCGGAAUGUUAUAUUGCAAAUUAAAGCUUAUUGUUUUAU
Ipomoea triloba (trilobed morning glory) is the source of this 1035-nucleotide messenger RNA. RefSeq names its product vegetative cell wall protein gp1-like. NCBI's taxonomy places the organism in Eukaryota, Viridiplantae, Streptophyta, Magnoliopsida, Solanales, Convolvulaceae. The transcript is spliced from 4 exons. The coding region runs from base 30 to 851 and encodes 273 amino acids. The record is from RefSeq and is a predicted model, not a curated record.